Molecule: messenger RNA, 799 nt
Organism: Tachyglossus aculeatus (Australian echidna)
Lineage: Eukaryota; Metazoa; Chordata; Mammalia; Monotremata; Tachyglossidae
Gene: GADD45GIP1
Product: GADD45G interacting protein 1
Exons: 2
Coding region: 18-674 (218 amino acids)
Cellular component (GO): nucleus
Source: RefSeq, a predicted model, not a curated record
CUCGGCAAGAAGGCAAGAUGGCGGCGGCGGCCGCCACCCGGCAGGUCUGCGGCCUGCUCGGGCGGCGCCCCGCGCUUUCCACGCCGGCUUCCCGUUAUUAUAAGGUCCGACCGGUCCCCAACCGCCCGCGCCGGCCCUAUUUCCCGGACCCGGAGGAUCCUCUCGCCCCGAGAUGGCAGCUGACUCCCAAAUACGCGGCGAAGCAGUACGGGCGGUUCGGGGCCGCCUCAGGGGUCGAUCCGGCCGGCUUGUGGCCGACGCCCCAACGACUGAGGGAGGUGGAGGACGAGGAGCGACAGUGGCACCCGGACCUCCAGACCAUGCAGGACUCCUUGCGAGAGAAGGAGCGACUCCAGGAGGAGAAGCGGCUGGCCAGGGAGAAUCUCAUCAAAGCCAACAUGGCUAAAAUGCCACAGAUGAUUGCCGACUGGCGGCGGGAGAAGCAGGAACGGUGGGAGAAGGCACAGGCUGACAAGUUGCGGCGGGGGCGGCUGCUGGCAGAGGCCCGGGAACAGCUGGGCUACAAUGUGGACCCACGCAGCACUAAGUUUCAAGAGCUGGUGCGGGACCUGGAGAAGAAGCAGCGCAAACAGCUGAAGGAGCAGAAGCAGCAGCAGAAGCUGGAAGCCCGGGCUGUGGCUUUGCAGGCAGCUGCUGCAGCCUCUCCAGAAUAAUGGGGAGUUUGGCUGGCUGAGCAAACGUCCUUCUUUAUCGCUCAUGGCCUUAAGGACACAGGGUCUCGCCUGAGCCCUCUUUCUGCGGAAAAGCAAAAAUCCUGACAAUAAAACAUAGAACCUAG